AUGAGGAACGAGAAUGGUCCCGUGUUCGCCAGUACAGAUUACUCUCUCAGCAUCUUCGAUACGACCGUCAUCGGAACAAUCGUCCUCACAGUCACCGCUACUGAUGCUGAUGGGGACAUCAUUGAGUACACUGAUGUGAGGGGAGGUAACUUUGCUGAAUUCUUCUACUUAAACCCCCGGACAGGACAGUUAUCUGUCAAACAGUCGCUGCUGUCAACUCACGAAAGUGUUUUCAAGUUUAAGGUGAAGGCCAGCGACCAGUACAUCCCUCCCAGACUGGCGUUCUCCAACGUGACGGUGUUCAUCCAGCGAGACAGCUCGCCACCGCGAUUUGUGAAUGACCCGUACCGAGCCACCAUUCUUGAGACGGCCGUCAAUGGGACGUCCGUGUUCAGACUGUCAGCUGUUGACAACGACCCCAGGGGUAUUCUUCAGUACGAGGUUGUAGGAGUGGGUGUGGCACCAGCUUUCUUUGCUGUGAACCAGAACACUGGUCUGGUCACGGUCUACAACGACAGAGCUCUUCAGUUUGACAGAGGAGAUGUCUUCACAUUAAGAGUACAGGUGUACGACUCUGCCUACCCCGGCGUCCGCGACACGUCCGAUCUGACCAUCAACGUAUUGCGGAACGUGAACAGUCCCGUGUUUACCGUACCCACGUACGUGAUCACCAUUCCCGACACGUACCUGCUGGGCCGCAACAUCACUCAGGUGCAGGCCACAGACGCCGACGGCGACUACGUGCGCUAUCAAAUCAUGGCCAACCAGAGGGCGCUUGAGUAUUACUACAUGAACCCAGACACCGGGAUUAUCUCCCUUAAGAAACCUCUCACUGAAGGCUCGCACAAACAAGAUACGCUGAAUCUUCGAGCCAGUGACCAAGGUGUUCCUGAGAAGUUUGGUUUUGGUUUGGCUGUAAUCAACAUCAUCCGUGACAACGGUCCUCCACAUUUCACACAGCAGCCAUACAUCACCACGACCCCCCGGGACGUCACGGUCAACUCGACGGUGAUCCUGGCCCUCGCCGUUGACGACGACCUGCAGGGUGACAUUGUGUACAAGGUGGUCGGGAACUACCCCGCGCCCACGUUCUUCAACAUCGACUCACGCACUGGGGCGGUACGAGUUAUCAGAUCGGUCGAGUUAGACAGCUUACACACAAACAUGUACUAUGUUUCCAUAAUUGCCUAUGACUCAGUUUAUCCAAAUGCAUUGGCGAGUGCCACAGCUACAGUCAACAUCAACCGCAAUCCUAAUGGUCCUUUGUUCAGUUCGUUAAUAUACGAACGUACAAUAGACGAAGAUACAGUGAUUGGGUCACUCAUUGUAGAUGCAAAUGCUACAGAUUUUGAUGGGGAUGUUAUACGGUUCAGUCUACAAGGAGAUGACAGGGACAGUGAAUUUUUCUAUCUGAAUGAAGACACUGGAUACAUUUCUCUGAAGAAAAAUUUACUAGAGACCAAUAUCAACCAGUUCAGGUUUACUGUGAUAGCAAGUGAUCAGAAUAAGCCGGUUCGACUCUCAACAUCGGAAGUGAUCAUCAACAUCAUUAGGGAUGAGGCGGCCCCUCGGUUCGUGUCACUGCCCUAUGAAACCAUCGUCCUGGAAACGGCGGACGUCGGAACCACCAUUUACCGUGUGACAGCGGUGGACGCGGAUCGCAAAGGAACUUUGAAUUACCUGGCUACUGGAGAUUUUCAGGCAACGUUCUACUUUGGUGUUGAGCAAACCACUGGAGUAGUGACAGUCCGAAACAAUCUUAGAGAUGAUAUUCUAAGUCUGUACACUCUGCGGAUAAUUGCCUAUGACGAUGGUUCCCCCGACAAGACUGGCACCGCCACAGUGAACAUCUUGUUAACGAGAAAUCCCAGCACGCCUGUUUUUGACCAGAACAUCUACGAAGUGACCAUCCCUGCAGCUCACAGUCUUGGAGCCACGGUUGUUGAGGUCAACGCUCAAGAUCAAGAUGGGGAUGUUCUGCGAUAUAGCUUGGAGACUGACUCCCGAAGAGAUGCCAGUGGGAAAGCCUUGCAAUAUUUCUACAUUGUCGAACAAUCGGGAAUUAUUUACCUUCGACUCCCUCUGAUCGAUGACCCAGACAACACAGUCAGAUACACGAUGCUGGUCAAAGCCCGGGAUCAGCGAAAUAAUGAGAAACAAUCUUUUGCAACAGUGAUUGUGAACGUCAUUCGGAAUAAGUUUCUUCCUGUUUUUCUGAGUCAGCCCUACGUGAUACGUAUCUCAGAGAACACAGACCCCGGAACGGAGAUCUACAGGAUGUCCGCAUUUGACCAAGAUAUUUCUGCUCCUGGUGCUUUGCGUUACGGUGUAAUGGGCGACAGCAUUGCCCCAUUCUAUUUUGACGUUAAUAAAACAUCGGGAGUAGUGACACUCAAGAAUGACCUAAAGACUGAUGUUGCCAACUUCAAUUAUGUGCUACGUGUAAAUGUACACGACAUUGUGUACCCAAAUGAGGUUGCCACAGCUACCAUUGAUAUCCGCAUCACAAGGAAUGACAAUCCCCCGAUCUUCACGAUGUUGCCGUAUCGAGUCACUAUUAAUGAGACGACUGGUGUCGGAGUUGGAAUUCUGCAAGUUAAAGCUACUGACGCUGACAACCACCGAGUGAUCUACCGAGCUACAGAAGACGAAGAAACGUUGAAGUAUUUCUAUCUGUCGACCGACACGGGCAUUAUCAGUGUCAAACAGCCACUGACCUCACACUCACAAGUUGAUUACAGACUGACUGUUGUGGCCAGUGACCAGGGCACCCCGGAGCAAACUGCCCAGGCUGUAGUGUUUAUAACAGUUAUCCGUGACCAGGGAGCUCCCGUGUUCCUCAACACUCAGAACUAUCAGACCGUCAUCAACGAAAUCAUCCCCAUCGGCUCAAACAUUCUCACCGUGACAGCUCAAGACGGCGAUCUUCUCGGGACCGUCCGCUACAAGAUGAUCGGAGACUACCCAGCACAGAGCUUCUUUUCACUCGAUCCUCUUGACGGGCAGAUCUCCACCAUUGUUCAUCUGAAAACAGACAGUCUGCGGUCUUCUUUCUAUGUGGUUCGAAUCAUUGCCUUUGACAGUGUGCGUCCAGAUAUUCGCACCACUGCCACUGUCGGUGUAACUGUUCUCAGAAACCCCAGUGCUCCAUCAUUCCUUCAGACAGACUAUGCGACUUCCAUUUCGGAAACAGUGUUUGUUGGCUCUCCUGUUCUCAAUGUGACUGCUGUUGACAGAGACACCGAUGAUUAUGUUACUUAUGAAAUAGUCUCACAAACAGCUGUCCCAGUUUUGACGAGUGGUUCAUACUUUUAUGUGGACAGAAUGUCUGGCAUCAUAACUCUACGGGAAUCGCUCAUGGACAGUCCAGUCAGUCGGUUUUCGUUGCUUUUGCAAGCUUGUGACAGUGGAUUUCCGACUCAGUGUGCUAAUGUUACAGUUCACAUUGAUAUCAUACGCAACCUAUUUUUACCUGUGUUUGAGAACCAACCGUACCUGAUAACUGUGCAGGAAACAAUGCUGGCGUCCGAUCAUACAGUUCUCUUGACUGUCACUGCCACAGAUAGAGAUCUUAGUGUGAAUGGCCAGAUUAUCUAUGAACAAGUCUUCUCUGGAACGUCUUUCUUCAAUGUUAACUCAACUACGGGACAGAUAACCCUGAAAUCAAACCUCAUGUUGGAUACUCGACUACAGUUUAUGUUUCAAGUGUCUGCAUUUGACAGCAAAAACCCACGUCUGAAAUCGACGGCUGAUGUGACAGUCUUUGUUGUGAGAAACCCGAGCGCACCGCGGUUCCUAAAAGACCAGUAUGAAGCAAGCAUUCCCGAGAGUUUUCCUCUUGGUGACGUCAUUGUCAACUCAACGGCAGUGGACAGCGAUGGGGACAAAAUCCACUACUCGAUUGUACGCAAUGCCGCUGAUGAUGGCUUGUUUUACAUCAAUCCCGAUAACGGCCUGAUUUCGCUUCGGCGCCUCUUGUCAACCACAACAAGUCCACAGUACAUGCUUACUCUGAUAGCACGUGAUCAGCGCGUUCCGGAACAGACGGCUACGACACUGGUUUUCAUCAGCGUGUUGAGAGACAACAGUCCUCCCUUCUUUAUGAAUGAACCCUACGUUACCACGGUUACUGAGACCACCGAGGUUAACACCACCAUUAUGGGAGUAAUGGCUACUGACACUGAUCUAAUGGGUCGACUUCAUUAUGAGUCGGUUGGAGUUUAUCCAGCCACCACUUUCUUCACGGUGAAUGAACUGACUGGUAACGUCUACCUUGUACGCAGUCUGCUAACUGACUCCUUGCUUCUUAGAUCAUACACUUUAAAGAUUGUUGCUUAUGAUGAUGCAUACCCCUAUACCCAAGCAACGAGUGACGUGACAGUCACUGUGAUUAGAAAUGAAAACGGCCCAGUAUUCAUUCCAUCAGCUACAUAUGAACGCACUAUUUCCGAAGAUGUUAUUAUUGGCACCAGUGUUGUAUCUGUGUCGGCCAUUGACAGAGACUCUGGGGAUGUGGUUACAUACAGGAUGUUAAACUCGUCUUCCAGUGGAAGUACCUAUUUCUUUGUUGACCAGGACACGGGCGUGGUUAGCACUCGAAAGACUUUAACAGAAGCGCCGCUAAAUCUUUACACUCUGACGAUCCAAGCGACAGAUGAUCGAGGUCGAUUUGCGUUGUCCUCGGUGCGUAUUAUCAUCACACGUAUCACAGACGCUCCACCUCGGUUUGUGCAGACCCCUUACAAAACAACUAUUGAAGUUACCAGGCCCAUCAAUGGUACAGUGUUCCAUGUCCAAGCUGUUGACGACGAUCCAGGGAGUCGGAUCCGUUAUGAAACUAUUGGUUACUUCCCUGGCACUGAAUACUUUACCCUGAAUCGAGAUACUGGUGAAAUCAUUCUCACAAGAAGUUUUGUGAAUGAUCAGUUCAGCUCACAGCUGUAUGUACUCCAGAUUCAAGCGUAUGAUGUGUUCAGACCUGAUGUACGAGUUGCUGAGAAUGUUCACAUUGAGGUAAUCAGAAAUCCUAAUCCGCCAGUAUUCCACGACAGCUUUUACGUGACGACAAUCUCAGAGUCUGUCGAGGUGGGCGCGAGUAUCCUCAAAGUCAUAGCUACAGAUGCCGACGGGGACAAAACAGUGUAUGCGAUCACCGACCUAUCCGGAAGCAUGGAUGCGAACACUUUCUUCUACCUGAACCCGAGUACUGGCAUCAUUUACGUGAAAUCAGAUCUCACUCAGGGUCAUUCUCCACAAUACACGUUCAACGUACAAGCUCGAGACCAGUCUUACCCGGAGAAGUUUGGCAGCACGUCUGUUCAGAUAAACAUUGACCGCGAUCAGUCCACUCCUCAGUUUGAUCGGCAGACCUACUUGACCACCAUCCUCGAGACUCUGCCCGUCAAUUCCUCACAGCCAAUAGUUACAGUGCUCGCUGUCGACAGAGACGUUCAGGAUCACAUGGUGUAUGAAGCAGUGGGCGAUGGAUCAGCUUUGGCCUUCUUCAGAAUUGAUCCCAUCACUGGAGCAAUUUUUGUCAAGACUCCUUUGCUUGAAGACAGUCUAGUGCAGUACACACUUCGUGUUAAGGCCUAUGAUUCGUUUUAUCCACUGAAUGCUGGUUUUACGACUGUGUUGGUGAAUGUAAUACGCAACCCAAGUGGUCCCGUGUUUACAAAACAGAACUACCUUGAAACCAGGAGUGAGUACACAGCAGUUGGGUCUCUCAUCACCACGGUAACAGCAGCAGAUUCUGAUGGGGAUGUUGCAGUUUACACUCUUCUUGGAAGUCCCAGUGCUCUCCGGUAUUUCUACGUUUCCCCUGACACUGGCGGAGUCUAUUUGAAAACAUCCCUCAUGUCCAAUCGGCUUACCAACCAAUACAUACUGUAUAUCAAAGCCAGCGACCAACGUGGGCCAGUUCGCUCCACAAACACAACACUGAUGGUCAAUGUGAGGAGAAAACAAGCACCGUUCUUCAUAAACGUGCCAUACGAGAUCUCGAUUACGGAGAAAGCACCGAUUGGACGAUCUGUUUAUCAAGUGACAGCUGUGGAUGUCGAUGUAGAGAAUGAAAUAACAUACAGUGUGACAGGCGAAGCACCAGCUCCUAGUUACUUUUCUGUGAACUCCACGACCGGCGUGAUAUCUGCACGAGCCAGCCUCAUGGUAGACACAGUGCAGUAUUUAGUUCUGUGGGUUCAGGCGACAGACGGUCACCAGACAGCCACAGUGGAUGUGAAUAUAUUCGUGAUCAGAAAUCAGAAUCCACCCAUCUUUAUUGCCGAGCCGUAUGGUAUUGAACUGAGAGAAGAUUUCAGUUUGGGUUCAAGCUUCUUCAAUGUUACAGCAGUUGAUGCCGACAAUGAUCGAGUUUUGUAUCAGCUGCUUGGAGAAAGCAGUGCUCUCGAGUAUUUUUACCUCAACCCUGCUACUGGUCACAUCUUCCUAACCAGACGCCUCACAGAAACAAACAUCAAUGCAUUUAAACUGACAAUCCGUGCGAGUGACCAGCGAAGUCCUGAACAGACUGCCGACACAAUUGUUCAGAUCUCUGUGAAGAGGAACCAGUUCCCACCGGACUUUGUGAUGGCUGCGUAUAAGAUUGCCAUUCCAGAAUACCAGCCUGUCAACAGUACCAUAUACAAUCUGCAGGCUACUGACAGAAACCCACGGCCAGAGGGUAACAUCGUAUAUGAAGCUACAGGACUUUACCCAGCUCAGACUUUCUUCUCUGUUGUCAAGACCUCGGGGGAUGUCAAGAUUUCUCAGUCUCUUAAAAACGAUGGCCUAGCUCGGGGUGAAUAUACUCUUCAAGUGAUUGCCUACAAUAGUGCAUUCCCAGCACAGAAGGAUACUGUCCACCUGUCUAUCUCUGUGGGCCGGAAUCUAAACGUGCCCGUGUUUUCCAAACCGCGAUACUCGACCACUGUAGAUGAAAAGUACCCUCUCGGCAGACCUCUCAUUAACAUCACUGCUAUGGACAAUGAUGAAGAUGAAGUCGAGUAUGCAAUAAUCCGAGACAACACGGGAGGAUCCUCACUGUCAUUUUUCUUCAUGGAACUGAAGACGGGAUCCAUCUAUCUGCGUCGACCACUCACUGACACCACAGUCAGUCAGUUUAUGAUGACGGUACUGGCCAGUGACAGUGGACGACCCAUGCGUAAGACAGAGGUCGAGGUUGUUGUGUUUGUACGACACGAUCUGUUUGCCCCAGUUUUCCAGAGAACUCCUUACAUUGUGACAAUUCCCGAGAACACAGCAAAUGGAAGCCAUGUUUUUGCUGUCAUGGCAACCGACCGCGAUCCUGUGGGACAAGUGAUGUACAUGGUUGUAGGUGUUCCGCCAGCGCCGUCGUUGUUUACCAUCCGGCAGAAUGGCAACAUUGUUGUCCGAGGCGACCUUAGAAAUGAUUUAUCCAUGCUUUAUGUGCUGCGGGUGCGAGCGUAUGACAGCGCUAACCCUGAGGCAUUCACAGAAGAGGAUGUCACCAUCAACAUUCGCAGAAAUGUGAAUAUGCCGACAUUUGGGGCCUCCACUUUCUCUGCUAGGAUUUCUGAAGCCAUGCUGAUUGGAAAUUCUGUCAUUCAGCUCACCGCUACAGAUGUUGACAAUGAUCGUCUGACGUACUCGAUAACGAGAGACCAGCGGUGUCGGUCUGCUUUCUACAUUGCUGGAGACAGUGGCAUCGUCUACCUCAGAGAAUCCGUCCUCCACACUGCAGACAGUGCUUUCACCUGCACCGUAAUGGCCAGUGACAAUGGGUACCCACAUGAGAACACUGUGUCUGUGACUAUGUUAAUCGGCGUGGACCGCGACACGGAACUCCCACAGUUCACUAAUGGCGGUCGUUACUCGGUGGUCGUACAGGAGGACAUGGAUGUCGGCCGCUCCAUCCUCAGAGUGUCGGCGUUCAGAACCGCCCUGGUGGGUCGUAUUUUCUACCAGACGGAUGGUGAUUACCCAGCUCCCAGUUUCUUUGAUGUGAACAAUGUGACAGGUGACGUGCGAGUCAAACAAGAUCUCCGUCACGACAACUUGCAGCUCGGAUCUUACACGCUGAAAGUGAAAGCAUAUGACACUGAAGUCCCCUACCUCAAGUCAACCGCCGAAGUGUUCGUCACAAUUCUGCGAAACCUGAAUGGUCCGAUCUUCUGGCCGGCGGUGUACAGAGUGACUGUUCACGAAGACACCACAGUGGGAACGUACAUCCAGAAACUGAACGUCUCCGACCCUGACGGUAACCUGGUGAAAUGUUCAUUAUCUGGAAAUGGAGUGAAUCAUAACUUCUUCAGAAUCGAUCCCUCAACAUGUCUUGUCAGUAUUAAAGAACCUCUCGUCAAUGACAUGGAGAGAUCCACAGAAUACACCAUCACUGUAAUUGCGCGUGACGCCGUGGAAAGAAACCCGCAGUUUGCCAGCGCUAGCGUCAUAGUGAAAGUGUUACGAGACAUCUGGGCGCCGCAGUUCAUGAACCUGCCAUCGACACUCGACUUGACGGAGCACCAGACUGUCGGUCACACAGUGUUCAGUGCCAGCGCCACUGAUCGGGACAGAGAGGGAGUUCUGACUUACGAGCUGAUUGGCUUGUUUCCUGCUCAGAGUUUCUUUGAGGUCAGACCACGGACUGGCGAAGUUGUUCUGCGGAAUAGUCUGCUCUCGGACAGCAUUGGCCACAUUUCCUACACUAUUCGCAUUCAAGUGUAUGACAGCUUGCGUCCUGACAGUCGUACACAUGGCGAUCUGACCGUGCAUGUCCAGAGAAACAUAAAUGGACCAGUGUUCACCAAGACUCGGUAUGAGGUGUCAGUCGAAGAGAUGGAGACACUCGGAAACAUCAUUCUCCAGGUCACAGCCACGGAUGCUGAUAAUGACCGAGUCACAUACAUCAGCCUCGGCGGGGAGAGUGAAAGACAACUGUUUUACCUGAACCCCGAGAGUGGCAGUAUCUCACUGCGGUCUCCGGCUACGCAAGCUGCACGCAAUCAGUAUGUGUUUGAAGUUCAAGCGACUGAUAAUCGGGUUGGUAACCUUGCUCGAGUUUCUCAGACGUCAGUUGUUAUCACUGUCCUACGAGACAGAGGUCCCCCGGUUUUCCACAACACCCCUUACGUUGUGAAUGUUCCAAUCACGCAGGCUGUCAACUCGACAUUCUUCAACGUCCUUGCCAUUGACCCCGACCCUAAAGGUCAGAUGAGAUACAGACUUGAUGGGUUCAGCCCAGGAACUGACUAUUUCUCGCUACAGGGCACGACGGGAGAAAUAUUUGUACGACAAGACCUUACUAGGAAUACUGAUGUCUUUGCUUCAUAUACGCUUUUGGUGUCUGCAUAUGACAGUGGUAACUCAGAAAUCAUCAGCUCUGAAUCUGUUCAGGUUAACAUACUGCGAAACCUGUUUUCCCCCGUCAUUUCACCCACUCAAUACAGCAAGAGUAUCUACGACUUCCAGCCUGUAGGCAGCAGUGUUUUCCACGUCACAGCGUCCGAUGAUGACAUCACCAGCCCAGAGAACACCUUCACGUUUAAGAUUGCCACGGGUUCAACAGCUAACGAGUUCUUUACAAUUGACCCAUUUAGUGGGCUGGUGAGAGUCAAUAAGGAUCUCACUCGGAGUACUACAAGUUAUUAUGUGUUUGAAAUUGUUGCCUACGAUCAUGCAGCCUUAGUCAGAAGCUCAUCAGCUACCGCCACAGUCAGUCUGAUCAGAAACAGCGGUAUUCCCGAGUUCGUUAGUCCAGGCCGUUACGACAUCACAGUGUCUGAGAUCAUCCCCGUCCUCGAAAACAUCGUCACUGUACGAGCUACCGACUCCGACGCAGCCGACACACAAAAUGGUCAGAUUCGCUACAGCCUUACAAGUUCACCUGAAGUACUGAGACUUUUCCAAAUUGAUUCUGUUGGUGGAAACAUAACUGCUCGGGUCUCUUUGACAACCGCCACUGACAAUCUCUAUCAGCUGAUGGUGCGAGCGAGUGACCGAGGUGUCCCCACUCACAUGUCCGAGACUAUCGUCACAGUGCGUAUUCGCCGCGAGGGUCUGCCGUUCUUUGAAGAAGCCGAGUACACCGUGACUCGAUCCGAGGAUGCCGCACUCCACACAACCAUCAUUCAGCUCCACGCCUCAGACCCGCUCGGUAGAGAGCUCACCUAUGAGAUAACAGGUGACGGUUUGGCAUCCACACUGUUCCGUAUCGACCCUGCGAGUGGCCUCGUCACCCUGGCCCAGUCUCUGAAGACUGACCGCGCCAACACGUACAUCGUCCGCGUGGUUGCAUAUUCCGCCAGCGACGCCGCAGUGAAGACCACCACGCUGAUACGUGUUGUUGUCAUGAGGAACGUACACGCUCCGAGGUUCCAUUACGGUCCAAAGGCAUACACACUGUCAGAGGAUCAGGCUCUAGGAGUGGAGUUUGGCAGAGCUAAUGCGACAGAUGUCGAUACAGGAGAAAAUGGCCAACUGACCUAUUCCAUCGCCUCCAUGAACUCCAACCCAAUAUACGCAAGAGACUUCUUCUACAUUAACCCAACCAGUGGCACCCUCUCAGUAACCAGGAUGUUAUCAGAGGACGAGUCUCGACCAGUCCGUUAUGUAUUGUCUGUUGUCGCCACCGAUAACGGGGUGCCGAGACGAUCCGAUGUGAUUGAAGUGACUGUCAAUGUUGUGAGGAACCGAAAUGGUCCGGUGUUCAUGAAGAACAAGUAUGAGUUGGACAUUGAUGAAAACAUAGCUGUCGGCAGCAGUCUGCUACAAGUGUCUGCCACAGACGUAGAUGGGGAUCGCAUUGUCUACAAGUUACUGUCCUCGAUUCCAGCUUCUCUCUAUUUCUCUGUUGAUGCCAACUCUGGAGAGUUCUAUGUUGUCGCCACAGUAGCACUGGACAGCACUAUUAAAUACAUGAUGACUGUUCAGGCCAAGGAUACCCCAGUUGAAGGUGCGAUGCCGCGGAUGACAACCGUACGGGUUAUAAUUAAUGUGCGGCGUAAUGCCAACGCCCCUGUGUUCCCAUCGGGUUUAUUCAACAUCACAAUAUCAGAGUAUACAGAUGUUCAGUCAGCCAUUGCAGUUGUCAAGGCAACAGAUGCUGAUCCAAGAGAUAAACCAAGUGGCAUCAUUGUGUACAGUAUUAAAGGAAUCAGCUUCCCGCCUCAGUCUCGAAGACUACCCAACAACUUUGCGUUCUUUGUGAUCAGUCCAUCGACUGGAGAGAUCUAUCUCGCCCAAAAACUAAUUGAUUCGGCUGGCAUUCCUAGUACUUUCUAUCUGGAGAUCGAGGCCUCCGACAGCGCGGUUCCCCCGAAAACGUCCACGAAGACGCUGACGAUAUCAAUAGUGAGAAACCAGAAUGCCCCCCUCUUCACUUCCCCCACCUACUCGAGCAACAUCGAGGACACCUCCGCCAUCGGCCGCUCUCUCUUUGUGGUGACAGCCAUAGAUGCUGAUGAAGAUGUAGAGUGGAAUAAAAAGACUCCGAAUGCGUACAUUGACUACAUGAUUGACCCUGCCUACCCCUCGGCUGUGAGAUAUUUUGGAGUCACUAAGGAGGGCCUGGUCUACGUGAGGAACUCGCUUCUCACCGACAGGAAGGAGAGCUACUCUUUCUAUGUUAUCGCCAUUGACAAGAGCUGGCAGCCACUAAGCAGUCGUGCACCCAUCAUCAUCAAUGUAAAGAAGAUUGACGUCGGCAUCCGAAAACUGGGAUUUACUUCCCCUGUCUAUUAUAUUUCUGUGGAGGAGAACACAGUGUUUGACCCUCGCCAUGUGAUACCAAUUCUCGACCUAGACGUAGAAAACCAGAACAUCGCUCAACGAGUCUCCUGCUCCAUAUUGCUCAUCAACAGCAAAACACCUGACCACAGAGCUAUCUUCAAUGUGAGGAGCACAUCGGAUGGCAAGAACUGUCAGCUCUACUUGAUCAGCAACAUGGACCGUGAACAGGGCAACCGCUACAACAUCACCAUCGGUGUCCGACACCAUUCGCACGUCACCAAGAGACAGGUGGCAUCAGUGUUCAACACUUGGCAGGUUACGUACGUCAUUAUGAGUGUUAACGACGUGAACGACAAUGCUCCCCAGUUUACCUACCCUCGGUAUCCUAGUAACAUCCAGGCCCUGCACACCUACAUAUCGGCCAUCAGCAUAGACACACCUCCCAACUCGAUCGUCGGAGAAAUCAUGGCAUUGGAUCCUGAUUUUGGUGAGAAUGGAACUGUGUCGUAUUCCCUGCAGCGAUCGUCGGUACUUACACACGAGAUGCCCUUCUACGUGAACACCGAUGGCGACAUCCUGUCCACUGCUGACUUCUCCCAUGAGAAAACCGCUCCUCGUCAGUUCGUCUUCACAGCCGUCGCGCAUGACAACUCCUACAUUGCGGUGCAGACCACUAAAACAAACUACUAUGUGAACCUGAUAGAGAACCGGAACCGGUUCAUCUUGGUGGUGAUGAAGAGCUCCGCAGAGGAGGUGAUACCGAAACUGGAACACUACCGCCGCGGUCUACAGAAUGUCACCGGUCGCGUCGUCCUCGUGGAGAUCGUGCGAGCCAGGCAGCAUCUUGUGGGCAAAAUACUCGACUACGAUCCCACCAGUACUGAUGUGGUAUUUGUUGUUGUUAACAGUCAAACCUUCUACCUAGAAGAUAAUUCCGACAACAAUAUCGUGACUUCAACAUCGUAUCAAUCCCAGCAGUUCCUCCUGCAAGUCCGACAGUCACUCGUUUCUCUGAACGCUGUUAUCGACAAGAUCCGUGUUCCAUUCGACCCGCUGUCAAUGGAGGGCAGUUCCACGAGACUGGGCGGUGGGGGCGGCGUGACGGUUCGACUCACCAAGUCAUACGUGUGGUGGUUACACAACCCGUGGGCAGCGCUGGUCUCUCUGGCCUGUAUCAUAAUCCUUCUCGCCAUCGUGGCCAUCAUCAUACUCCUACACACCUGGGCACGAUAUAGAAUGUACCUGCAUCGAUUCGCUGUGUUUCAUACCAGCCUAGCAAGUCCUGAUUUCACCGAACCUCCGAGUUUCCUGCGAGAAUAUGAAACACAGAGUCUGAACAUGUAUGUUCCACCAGACGAGACGGUGCAGGAGCUGGGAGAGAUCAACAUGAACUUUGAGGGCGAUCUCGGGCCUCCCCCGCUGUCUAACAGUGGACCAGCUCACGGCAGCGCUGUCAUCAGGAACCCAAUCUACCAAGGGGAACUCAGCCACUCAUUGGUGCACGAAGAAGGAACAACCAUGCUCUAGAGGGAUUCAAACAACCAUUCUCUAGAGGGAUUCAAACAACCACACUCUAGAAUCCUGAAAAUAAAGACUUAAAAAAAAUUGCAGAUGUGAUAAAGUUGAUCCUGUGGAAAAUUAAUAAGCAGGCACCUGUGCAGGGGUAGUGUUUUUUUGGUGGUUGAAACCCUCCUCCACCGCCCAACCCACCCCGCUCAAGCAAAUUUUCUCCUUUUUUUUUCCAAUACAUUUUCCAGAGAAGCAUGUCUCAACCUUCCUAUAUAUAAACUUCGACCUUCCUAUAAACUUUGCUAGUGCCUCAGUCUAGACCCCCCCCCCCCUCGUUAAAAUUCCUGCACAUGUACCUGAUAAGCAUGAGAUUUGUGAACAUGUUCUGGUUUAGACAGUGUGUUACACUGGACAAGUUUUAGUGUUAUGAACUAAUUUGGUUCAAACAGUUAUUUAUUGAAACAAAUUCUAAUAUAUUCUUCACGUUUUACUUCAACUUUUAACAAAUAUGUAUAUUGUAUGUACCAUUUGUAUUUAACAAAUUAUUUAUUUUUAUUAUUAAAGUUUACAUUUUUUAAUAUUUUAAAUAAAAAGAUAUUUUUA
Gigantopelta aegis is the source of this 13821-nucleotide messenger RNA. RefSeq names its product protocadherin Fat 4-like. Gene Ontology annotation, molecular function: calcium ion binding. Gene Ontology annotation, cellular component: membrane. The coding region runs from base 1 to 13236 and encodes 4411 amino acids. Gene Ontology annotation, biological process: homophilic cell-cell adhesion. The transcript has 74 exons. The record is from RefSeq and is a predicted model, not a curated record. Lineage: Eukaryota; Metazoa; Mollusca; Gastropoda; Neomphalida; Peltospiridae.